Molecule: messenger RNA, 612 nt
Organism: Daktulosphaira vitifoliae (grape phylloxera)
Lineage: Eukaryota; Metazoa; Arthropoda; Insecta; Hemiptera; Phylloxeridae
Exons: 1
Coding region: 1-612 (203 amino acids)
Source: RefSeq, a predicted model, not a curated record
AUGCCAAUCGUCAAAGUGACCGAAAAGGAACAAUUAAAAUUACUUAGAGUUUUAGAUAGUAAAAAGCCUAUACAUUGCGCCCAUAGAAAUUGGGAACUGUGUGAAUAUCCGUUUGUACCACAAAACAAAUCGUUUUCGUGGACCGUUAAAACAUGUAAUAAUUUUCAAAAACCUCGUUAUGUUAUAGUAGGGUUUCAAACAGACCGUAAAAAUAGUGAAAGUAAAUCAAUGUCUGAAUUCGAUCACUGUAAUUUAACAAAUCUUAAAGUCCAUUUAAAUUCAGAAGUUUACCCGUACAUCGAUUUAAGAUGUAAUUUUGACUGUAAGCUAUUUAGUAUUUUAUUUUCCUACUAUGUUAAUUUUCAAAAGAGUUAUUAUGAUAGACCUUGGUGUUCGCCUUUAGUAAAUAAAAAACAAUUUCUUAAUUUAAUACCUAUUGCCGUAAUCGACAUGUCAAAGCAGAACGAUACAAUUACAGUCUCGUCUUUUGACCUACGUAUUGAAAUUGAAGCAUCAGCCGCGUUCCCUGGUAAUACAACUGCAUAUGCUCUAGUAAUUUCAGACAAUGUAUUUACAUAUACACCUUUUGACGGAACUGUCCGUAUAUUUUAA